Molecule: messenger RNA, 4652 nt
Organism: Condylura cristata (star-nosed mole)
Lineage: Eukaryota; Metazoa; Chordata; Mammalia; Eulipotyphla; Talpidae
Gene: SHOC1
Product: chromosome unknown open reading frame, human C9orf84
Exons: 25
Coding region: 1-4329 (1442 amino acids)
Biological process (GO): resolution of meiotic recombination intermediates
Cellular component (GO): condensed nuclear chromosome
Molecular function (GO): single-stranded DNA binding; ATP hydrolysis activity
Source: RefSeq, a predicted model, not a curated record
AUGACUGAUAUCUCAGUCUUGGAUGAAUGGAAAGCAAGUCUCUUUUUGGAGGAUUUUCUUGAAAAACAAACAGGCACAGGACUGACGACCCAGAUUAACUGUGAAUUUGAGGAAAUUGUUCCAAGUUCAAACCCAAACUCCCAAACUGACAUAGAGGAAGCCAGCAUCUAUACCCAGAAGGACUAUAGUGAAGAGUUUACACUUGUCAACUGUUCAGAAAAAUGUUCAGCACUUCAAGCACAGAACCAAGAUUUUUUUAUUGAUGAUGAAGAAAUAAUUUUUUUAAAUAAUUCGAUGGCCUAUGAAAAUCACCUACCAACUGUGCAUACUUUGUUGAGUAGGCUAAAAGUAUAUUUGGUGAAAGACCCCCUUUUAGAUUUCAAAGGACAGAUCUGCACAGAGGCUGAUCUUCCCAGGGAAUGUUUCUCUUUUCAAGGCGAUUUGAAAGAUUUUGUGCUAAAAGAUAUUUACAUGGAGAAAGAAAACUUCUGUCUGGAGAAACUGGAAGACAAAGUAGGUUUAAAUGAAGUUCCAUCACAUUUGCUCGAGUGUGAAUUCUUAAUACCUCCAAGUCUCAAACAAGAAACUGGUAUUCCUUCUCUGUCAGAGCUGAAGGAAUCAUUAAACUUAAUGCCAGAAAUAAUAAAUUAUGUAGAUGAAAAUGAAAAACUUUUCAAAAGAGAUCUUACUACCAAGAAGGGAAUUGACAUUGAAGAUAUAAAAUGCAAUUCCACAGAGAGUUUGAUCAUUCAAAGUCAGUGUGAGCCAGAGUGUGAUAAAUUCGUAGAGUUAGAAAUGCCCUUAACUCAACUAGACCUAACAAACGAACAACCUUCUUCAGUGAAUUCAUUAUGUACAAGACUUCAGACAUUUCCAUAUUCUCCUGUUUCUAAAAUCAGUUUGCUUACUGCUGAAGAAUCAGCCAACAAAGACGAUAAGAUGUUGCAGUCAGAAAGCUGUAGAAACUCUUUGAACUCAUUUUUGCUUAAAGUGCCAGGAACUGAAGAGCCUGACAGCCAAUAUUCAGUUCCAGAUUUGAAAGAGAGAUUUUCAAUUGAAGAAGAAAGCCUUGUAAUUAAUCCUGUAAAUACAGAUGGGUGCAAACAAGCAGGACUAAAUCUGAUAGUGACAGAAACUUUAGAACACUUGAACACAAAUUUGUCUCUUGAUCUAUCGUCUCCUGAUACUAAAAUGGAAAUAGUUUUGCCUACAAAAGAGCUCCAAUCAGAAUCAUUGCUAGAACAUGAAGAUUGUUCCUCCUCUAUUGUCCUUAUUAAUGAGGAGUCCACAAGUGAUCAUUUAUCACUUCCACAAAAAAGCCCGUCUGUGGCAAAUGAAAUACCAGAUAUGGGUGCUUCUGAUGAAUGUGUCACUAUUAAAACACCAACAAAGGAAGAAAGACCAAAGGAUGAUCUAGAACUAGUUGGCGGAAUAAUUGAAAAUAAAGAUUACUUUGAACAUGACAGCACAGUACUGUUGACUGAAUCAUCUUUAUCUUCAAACAUUGAAAAGUCAUUCUUUAAACAUGGUAAAAAAUGGGGGCAUGAUUUAGACCCUUUGAAUGACUUUAUUAUGCUGCGAAAUAAAUAUGAGAUAUGUACCUCAAAGAAUGAAGUCACAGACAAUAGUGAAAAAGAUGAUAAAGAAUGUUCUUUGACUAUUCAAGGAGAAAGUCCAAUUGUUUGUAUUAAUAAAACACUGGAGGAAGUCAAUCAGGAAAGCACCGAAAAGCAUGUCAUUGAAAUUCAAGCUUCCGAUAGCCAAUGCCAAGCGUUUUGUCUCCUAGAAGCGGCAGCUACUCCUAUCUUAAAAAACCUUGUGUACUCCUGCACUCUCCCUGCUGCUAAUUGGAAAUUUGCCACUGUUAUUUUUGACCAAACAAGGUUCUUCUUGAAAGAACAAGAAAAAAUUAUAAGUGAUGCUAUUCACCAAGGUACAGAUGAUGAAAGAGAAAUGACAUUCAAGCAUGCUGCUCUCUUACACCUUCUGGUAACAAUUAGAGAUGUGCUUUUAACAUGUAGCUUGGACUCAGCAUUAGGAUAUUUGUCAAAUGCAAAAGACAUCUACAAAAGCAUUUUAGGCUCUUACUUGGGAGGCAUUUGGAGACAGCUGAAGAUUGUACAGUUUAUUAGGGGAAGAAAGCCUGAAACCAAUUAUAAGAUACAAGAAUUGAAAUGUCAGAUACUAAGUUGGAUGCAAAGUGAACAGCAAAUUAAGGUGCUGAUUAUAAUAAGAAUGAACUCAGAUGAUGAAAAACAUCUACUCAUUAAAUUCCUUAGCAAAAUGGAAGGUAUAACUUUGACUGUUUUACACUCAAAUGAAAGGAAAGAGGUUUUGGAAUCCGAAGGCAUUUUAAAUGGUACAAGUUCCUGUGUAGUUGUACACAAUCAGAACAUUGGAGCAGACUUCCCCUGGAGCAGUUUCUCAUUUGUGGUGGAGUACAAUUAUGUAGAAAACUCCUGCUGGACUAAACACUGUGAAACUCUGAACAUUCCAUACAUGGCCUUUAAAGUGAUUCUUCCAGAUACAGUUUUAAAAAGAAACACCUUCAUAGAUAGAUUUGGUGGUUUUCCUUUGGAAAUUCAGAUUCCAUAUGUCUUUUAUGCAUCUGAAGGACUUCUUAACAGUCCAGAAAUGCUUCAGUUGCUAGAAUCCAACUAUAAUAUCACACUAGUGGAAAGAUGCUGCAGUGAGUCGUUGAAACUCUUUGGCGGCACAGAGCGUUAUGUUGUGGUUACAAUUGAUGAACACACUGCCGUACUCUUACAGGACCUGGAAGAACUGAAUUAUGAAAAGGCAUCAGACAAUAUCAUUAUGAGACUGAUGGCAUUAUCAUUCCAGUACAGUUGUUGUUGGGUAGUUUUAUAUACCAAAGAAAUAUUAAACUCGGAUUACUGUUUUACAGAAAAGACACUUCAUCACCUCGCGCUGAUUUAUGCAGCUUUGGUUUCAUCUAGCCUAAAAUCACAGGAACUGGAUGUAAAGCUUAUACUUUCCCCAGGAGUGGAAGAGACUGCCUUGAUAAUACGACAGAUUGCUGAUCACAACUUAAUGACCUCGAAGAGAGAUCCUAAUGAAUGGUUGGAUAAAUCCUGGCUUGAAGUUUCACCAACAAAGGAAGAAAUGUACUUGCUUGAUUUUCCAUGUAUUAACCCAUUAGUAGCUCAACUCAUGUUAAAUAAAGGACCCUCACUGCACUGGAUUUUAUGUGCAAGUCUUUUUCAACUUGAGGAGCUCCUGCCUGAAGUGCCAGAAAAAGUACUAAAGCAUUUUUAUGACAUUACAUCCCUAUUCAAGAUUAGCUCUUCUCCUGAAACAAAAUCACCUCAAGAUUUAUCACCUGAACGGAAUAGGCAUCAAACUACUACAUGGACUUCUCAAAGUUUAACUUCUGGAGCUUCAGAUAUUAUUCAGGAACAUAACAAAUAUUACCAAUAUUCAGACUUAAGAGAGACAGUGCAGGAAAACACAAACACCACUUCAACUUGUAACUUGCCUCUUAUGGAGCCAAGAGAAAUGCAAUACAUUUUACCACCUGUGACUUCUUACCAACAGACCAGCUACUGGAAAGACUCUAGUUAUAACUCUAACAUAAUACAAAAUAAUCCUUUUCUGAUUAAUACAGAAUCUAGAGAUGUGACAGGUAACUCCUUUUUAAACCAGAAUGAUUCUGUGUCUGAUGUCUUUUCUUUAGAUCUAACACAAAUGAAUCCUGAAACCUUAAUAUUACCAGUUGACACUCAGAAGAGAGUUGUCAAUAAUUUUAUAAAUUAUCAGAGAAGAGGAAUACACAAAACAAAAGUACCAUUAAAUAAUGAAGUAUCUGCCCCUGUCUAUUCACUAGACAGCUCUAAAUCUCUUCCCUGGAACUAUAAGGAAAAUGUAUGGAAACAACAGGAUUACUCAUUCAACUCAAAGUGUGGUAUAGAACCAACUACACGUGAAGCAUGGUACUCUCAGAGAGACAAUUUAUUCACUAGUCAGCAACACUCUGCAUUAAAUGAAUUGGAAGGCUUCUUACAUGAAAGGUCAAAUGCUGGGAGUAAGAUGACUUUUGGGAGAGAACUACCAUCUGUCCCUCCUGUGGAUUUAUUUUGUGCUUCUGAUUCUGAUGUAAAUGAAAAAGAAUUCAACAGCCAUUAUUUCUACCAAAGAGCUGGAAAAUGUUCAGGACAGAAAAGGCACUCUGAAUCUCUAUCUAACACCGGAGACAAGAAAUCAUUAACAGAUUUCAUGUGCUCACAACUACCACAGUUCAAAAAAAGACGCCUAGUAUAUGAAAAAGUCCCUGGUAGAGCUGAUGGACAAACUCGUCUAAGAUUUUUUUGAAAGAGAGAAAAUACAGUGUUAAUUGCCAUAUUCCAAUGUUUUUGAUGAUAAUUCAGUAACAGGAUUUAGAUUUGCUCUUACAUUACAUAAAAAACAAGUGUUCCUAGAAGUUCUCAGUGUUUUCUACAUUAAAUAUUCAUAAGACUUGUUCUGCCCUAUGUAAGUUUGCAUCUUUGUAAGUAAACUAAUUAGCUUAACAGUCAUAAGAUCCAAAUAUUUCCCAGAUUCAUCUAAACAUCUCUAGCCCUUCAUUUUUAAGAGAAACAGAAAACUUCAUUGUGUGUUAACUAAAAGGGUUAUUUUGUUGUCUCUUAAGGGCCCCA